AUGAUGGGGUCCUGCGUGUCCCAAGAAUUCUUCACAAGUGCUCAAAAGGAAUAUUCCAUCGCCAGCCACCCACAGUGCCCUCCUUCCACCCACCAUGACAGUCAGCAAGUGCCUGCAGCUGCCCUGGAGAAGAAUAACAGCAAGGAAAACCAGAUGGAUUUCUGCUGGGACCCUCUGCAGAAAUGUUUCAAGACAUCCAGUGGGAUCCUCUCCGAUUCCAAAUUCGGCUCCAGUGGUUACAACGUCACGGCCCUGGCGACCUCCUCUCUAGUGGGGUUAGUCCAGACCAUAAAGGACCACAUCACCAAGCCCACCGCCAUGGCUCGCGGCCGGGUGGCCCACCUCAUCGAGUGGAAAGGCUGGAGCGCCCCCCAGGUGGGCUGCGAGCCGUGGCUGACGGAGGAAGAGCACUACUCCUACCUCACGGACGAGCUGAGGGAGGCCCGCUUUGCAGCAGGGGUCGCUGAACAAUUCGCCAUCACCGAGGCCACCCUGAGCGCCUGGUCCUCGCUAGACGAUGAAGAAAUGAAUUACGGGGGCAGCUCCCAGGAGAUCGCACAGCUUCAAGACCUGGAGAGCAUCUACCUGCAGGAGAAGCUGGUGCUGAGUCCCCAGGUGAUAAGUAGCCCCAACCUGGAAGGCAGCCUGCCCGCCUGCUCCCCCUCCACCCACACCUCCCCAAUACCCUGGGUGCACUCCGGAGUGGACAGGUGGAACUCGACCCACCCCUUCCCCGGGGCUCUCCCCUGCGGCUCCCCCCGGACCGGGAGCUCCCGGGCAGACAGCUCGGAGAAGGAGCAGGCCUGCGUGGGGAGAGAGCAGGAGGGCACGACCAGCGUCGGCCAGAAGCGGCUCAGCAACUCCCUGCACUACGUGGACAGCAGCUCCCUCUCGGAGGACGAAGUGUUUUAUAACUAG
Emys orbicularis (European pond turtle) is the source of this 918-nucleotide messenger RNA. It is a transcript of the gene FAM131C, whose product is annotated as family with sequence similarity 131 member C. The transcript is spliced from 7 exons. The coding region runs from base 1 to 918 and encodes 305 amino acids. Lineage: Eukaryota; Metazoa; Chordata; Testudines; Emydidae. The record is from RefSeq and is a predicted model, not a curated record.